UUACUGCAAACUCCCUUCGAGCAGUACGUCUUUGUGAUAACUCGCACUAUGACCCAGGAAGAGGUGUCUCCAGAGAUCAUGCUCGCUUUCUAUAAGCGGCUCUAUCCCUACAAGUCUAUCUUCGGGUGGCUGAACCACGAACACGUCCCGACAAAACGCUUCACGCAUCGCGAAUGGGCCUUCACUCUGCCGCCAGACACCUACGUCCGGUACCAGUCUUUUGCAGAUGCUGACGACCUCAAGAAGCAAGUCUGUCAGUUGAAUCCGACGCGGUUUGAGAUAGGGCCCGUCUACAGUGCCAAGCCCCGAGACCGAAAGACCGUCCGCGCUGCCAACUUUACGCCCCAGCUCCGCGAGCUCGUCUUUGAUAUCGAUAUGACCGACUACGACGAGAUCCGUACAUGCUGCUCCGGCGCCGACAUCUGCAAACGCUGCUGGGCCUUCAUCGCCGCCGCCGUGGGCGUGCUAGAUCGCGCCGUACGUGACCAAUUUGGCUACAAGCACCUGCUUUGGGUCUAUUCUGGUCGGCGUGGUAUCCACUUGUGGAUCUCGGACAAGGAGGCGAUGGAUUUGACCGAUGAGCAACGGCGGGCACUAGUGGGCUGGCUGACGGUGAUACAAGGGGGGAAGGAAAUGCGUAAGAAGGUGAACGUGCGUCAGGGAACAAAGGCGCUUCCGCCGGGCAUCCAGAUGGCGCUGGAGCCCCUAAGACAUUUGUUUAACGAUCUCGUCCUCGAGGAUCAAGACUGCUUUGCCCAAGAAGAAGGCUGGGAGACACUCCUACAACUCAUUCCCGACUCCGGUGUUGUCGAACGGUUACGUGCCAAAUGGGAGGCCAAGCCCGGACUCUCGUCGGAAGCGAAGUGGGACGACCUCAAGAAAGAGGCAAGGGCAGAAAAAGGAAAGGGAAAAGAAGCCUUGGUAGCCGCAAUGGAAGACAUCGUACUGCAGUAUACCUACCCACGGCUCGAUGCUGAAGUCUCGAAGCAUCGCAACCAUUUGCUCAAGGCACCCUUCUGUGUGCACCCCAAGACAGGCCGGGUCUGCGUUCCCGUCGACCCCAGCGCGAUCGACAGCUUCAGGCCCGAGCGCGUGCCCACUGUGAGUCAGCUGCUGCGCGAGCUCGACGAGCUCGGGGCGAGCGCUGGAGGCGAUACUGCGGAACAUCACUCUGAUUGGCAGAAAACGUCGAUGAAGCCGUACGUUGAGAUGCUCGACAGGCACGUCGCUGCGCUCAUGGAAGAGGUGAGGCGCGCAAAGCGGGAGGCUGGUCCAGAUCGAACGUGGUGAAGCUUGAAAUACUCCUAUGGAGUUGUAUUUAUAUCACUGUUGUAGUGUUUUGUCAGCACGUUGUAUUCCUCGCUGUCUAGCUGUCCGGUCGGUCUUCCCACAUAUUGUAUCUGACGCAUUUGCAUUUGUACCAGUGCAUGUCCCGCUGCCCAGUGGUACAUAGACGGCUGCCUCGGACACCGGGUGAAUUGUCCACGC
This is a messenger RNA of Fomitopsis serialis, 1488 nucleotides long. Its product is annotated as prim-pol domain-containing protein. Gene Ontology annotation, biological process: DNA replication, synthesis of primer. The coding region runs from base 49 to 1290 and encodes 413 amino acids. The record is from RefSeq and is a predicted model, not a curated record. The transcript is spliced from 6 exons. Lineage: Eukaryota; Fungi; Basidiomycota; Agaricomycetes; Polyporales; Fomitopsidaceae. Gene Ontology annotation, cellular component: alpha DNA polymerase:primase complex.